Molecule: messenger RNA, 198 nt
Organism: Iphiclides podalirius (scarce swallowtail)
Lineage: Eukaryota; Metazoa; Arthropoda; Insecta; Lepidoptera; Papilionidae
Source: the annotation of a GenBank genome assembly
AUGGCCCAGGAAGGGCACCGGGACACGGUAGGGUGUAGCCGAGGGUGUCAGGAGACGGCGGAACGCAUGCGCGUAUGCACGCUUAUGCAGCAGACGACGGACUCGGCCAGCCGCCGCCGUCGCGACCUCCACCGAUCGAUAUGCACCGGCGAGACAUUUAUUUCUUCCCCAGGAUACAAGAACAGCUCGCCCCCGAAC